AUGAAUUCACCACCAGAUCCCAACAGUGCGACGGUGCCUCGCAGACCAGCAUUAAGGACAGAUUCGGAAGACCUUAAUAGCCCCAAGAGUGGACCAACCAAAGUCGUUUCAAUUGCCGAGCCAGAACCAGAAGACGUACAAAAAUUUGAACUUCCUCCGUCCGACGAAUCUUCAAAGACAAAACAUUUCAGUGCUGGUGUUGCGAAAAGAAUGACAGGUCGACCAAAUAUGCCUUCUGCAACUUCCUCUAAACUUUCUAUCCGGAGUCAAACCAGCUUCGAGGAACCAAUUCGAGAGACUCGUACCUCCGAUUUUUCAAAGCCCACUGAUGAUUCAAAGCACCAUCACCACCGCGACAAACUUCUCUCUCAAGUCGCAGAAUGGCUGCAUGCAGAGAAAGCGAAGAGGGCUACCCGGGAAUCAAAUAAGAGGGGCACCAAGGAGAAUGAGGCUGAGGUUGAGGAUUUGUCAGGUAGAGGAACAAGUUCAAAACCAAGAUCAAUGUCUAGCAGUUCAUCUUCAAGCGCUCUUUCCUUGGAAAAAUUGCAAAAAAUUUUGGAGGAUAACAUGUUAGAUCUUGGUCACAGUCACCUUCCGCACCUUACACCCCCGAGACGAGUUUCAAGAAAACGAUCUCUCGUACGCCCUUCGCUGAAACCUACUCCAUCCUCUGACACCGAAUACCAUGAUGAGGACAUUGUAGUCCCAUCGUGUGACGUGAUUCUUGAUAAUUCAAAAACACUUGCAUAUAGUGGUGGUGCUGGGUCUUCCAUGGAAACAACUACAUUAAGUAAUUCCAAACGAGCCGAGAAGGAGAGGAAAGCAUGGAUUCAAUUUAAGAAUGAAAUUGUGAGAUUGGCGCACACAUUAAGAUUGAAAGGUUGGAGAAGAGUUCCAUUAGACCGAGGAGCUGAAAUCGAAGUGGAAAGAUUGAGUGGUGCUCUCACAAACGCGGUUUAUGUUGUUUCUCCUCCAGCAAAUCUACCACCGUCUGCGAGCAGUACCAAUCUUUCUACUAAGAGCCAAAGAUAUCCAUCAAAGUUAUUGCUUCGAAUUUAUGGUCCUCAAGUUGAGCACCUAAUUGAUAGAGAAGCGGAACUGAGCAUUUUGAGGAGAUUAGCUAGGAAGAAAAUUGGACCUAGAAUGUUGGGUACUUUUCGAAAUGGUCGAUUUGAAGAAUUCUUUAAUGCUCAAACCCUCACGGCUCAAGACCUCAGAAUUCCCGACACGAGUAAGAAAAUUGCGAAACGUAUGAGGGAAUUACAUGAUGGUGUCGCAUUGUUGCAAGAAGAAAGAGACCAAGGACCAUUCGUUUGGAGAAAUUGGGACAAAUGGGUCGAUAGAUGUGAGAAAAUUAUCACCUAUCUCGACCGACAGAUUUUAGACGGGGACUCUAGUAGAAGUAUUAGAGGCGAAAGUUGGAGAGAUAGAGGAUUAGUUUGUGGUGUUGAAUGGCCCGUCUUCAGAGCUGCUGUUGAAAGAUACCGACAAUGGUUAGAGAAAUAUUAUGGUGGAAGUGAGGAAUUAAGCCGUAGUUUAGUUUUUGCUCAUAAUGAUACACAAUAUGGCAACAUCUUACGCUUAGUACCCGAACUACCCGUCGAUGGAUCCGCACCUUCUCCACUUCUACUUCCUAUGAAUCAUCACAAACAACUAGUAGUCAUUGAUUUUGAGUAUGCAAGUGCCAAUACCCGUGGCUUGGAAUUCGCCAAUCAUUUUACCGAAUGGUGUUACAAUUAUCAUGCACCUCCUCCAAUGACUUGGACGUGCGACACCAGAAAUUAUCCAACUAUUGAAGAACAAAAGAGAUUCAUCAGAGCAUAUAUAAAUCAUCGCCCUCACUUUAACUUACAUGCUUACUCUACUCCAAAGUUCGAAGGGCGGGACGCUCCGGCGGGCAGUAUUAAAGAGUUUAUGUUAGAUAGUCGGACGCUUGCUAGUGAAAGGGACAUGCCUAGUAGCAGUACGAAUCUCUACGCGGAAGAAGAAGCAAGAAGAGAGGAAGAAACCGAAAAGCAAGUCGAGGAAAUGUUGAGAGAAGUUAGGAUGUGGAGAUUAGCUAAUAGUGCACAAUGGGUUGCGUGGGGAAUUGUACAAGCUAAGGUACCAGAAUUGGAUGAUGCGCCGCCUUUUGUUGUAACACCGGAUGAAAUUGAUGGGCCUCAAAAUGGCAUUUUGGAAGAUGCGAAGAUGGAUGAUAAGAUGGAGAGAGAAAAUGAGAGAGAGAUCAAAGUGAAAGAACAAGUGGAGGAGGAAGAGGAUGAAUUCGAUUAUCUGGGAUAUGCGCAAAGUAGAGCGCUUUUCUUCUGGGGAGAUGUGGUGGCAUUGGGGAUUUUGGGAAUAGACGAGUUACCUGUGGAGUUGGCUGAUCGGAUCAAAAUUUUGAAUUAUUAA
Molecule: messenger RNA, 2394 nt
Organism: Sclerotinia sclerotiorum 1980 UF-70
Lineage: Eukaryota; Fungi; Ascomycota; Leotiomycetes; Helotiales; Sclerotiniaceae
Exons: 3
Coding region: 1-2394 (797 amino acids)
Biological process (GO): phosphatidylcholine biosynthetic process; phosphatidylethanolamine biosynthetic process
Cellular component (GO): cytoplasm
Molecular function (GO): choline kinase activity; ethanolamine kinase activity
Source: RefSeq, a predicted model, not a curated record